AUGGGCCAGCUCGCCCAACCAUGGAUUGGUAUUGAGUGCAGUGGUGUUGUCUCGUCCAUUGGAAAGAAUGUCACCAGUCUCAAAGUCGGUCAGCGGGUCAUGGCUUUGCCUGAGGGUGCUUACUCGACCUAUGCCCGUUGCCGUGCCACCAGUGCCGCUCCCAUUCCAGAGGACAUGUCUUUCGAGGUUGGUGCCACUGUGCCAGUUGUGUUCUGCACAGCUUACUACGCUCUCGUUGACCUCGGCCACCUCGAGGCCGACGAGCGUGUUCUGAUCCAUGCCGGUGCAGGUGGUGUCGGCCAAGCAGCCAUCAUGCUAGCACAGAUGAUUGGCGCCGAGAUUUUCGUGACUGUUGGCAGCGUUGAGAAGAAGCACUUCCUCAUGACGCAAUACGGCCUUCCUGAAGAUCAUAUCCUCUACUCUCGUGACUCGUCCUUCGGUCGUGGCAUCAAGCGUGCUACCAAUGGCAAAGGUGUCGAUGUUGUAGUCAACUCUCUGGCGGGUGAUCUUCUCCGCGAGACCUGGGAGACCCUUGCUCCGUUUGGACGCUUCAUCGAGAUCGGCAAGGCUGAUAUCACCAAGAACACCCGUCUAGACAUGCUGCCAUUCGAGUAUAACGUUAGCUUUGCUUCCGUUGACUUGACCAAAGUUGCCCAGUACAAGCCGAAGCUGAUGAAGCGCCUUCUCGAUAACGUCUAUGAGCUUAUGUCCAAGGGCACUGUUUCUCCCAUCCUGCCUUUAACUACCUACCGGAUCUCCGAGCUCGAGACAGCUUUCCGUACUCUGCAGACCGGUAAGGCAAUGGGCAAGAUCGUGGUUGUUCCUCACAAGGAUGAUCAGGUUAAGGCCGUGGCAGCCAAGGUUGGCUCAUCCAUCCUCAAGGCCGACGCCUCCUAUAUCCUCAUUGGAGGUACCGGUGGUCUCGGACGAAGUAUGGCCAAAUGGAUGUCCUCAAAGGGCGCACGAAACAUUAUCCUUGUCUCCCGCAAUGCAUCAAUCAACGACAAAGUCCAAGCCCUUAUCGACGAGCUCGCCACCGUUGGCACCAAGAUCAGCGUCAAGCCUUGCGAUGUGGCCAGCGUCACCUCCGUCGACAGCCUCAUUCACGAUUUGAGGGGAUUCCCACCGAUCCGCGGUGUGGUCCAUGGUGCAAUGGUCCUUCGUGACAUGCUCUUCGAAAAUAUGACUCUGGAGGACUUCCAAGCAGUGGCAUCUAGCAAAGUCGAAGGCGCCUGGAACCUGCACCACGCCCUCCAUGACUCACCUCUGGACUUUUUCAUCGCACUUUCCUCCGUCGCCGGUGUAAUCGGUAACCGCGGCCAAGCAGCCUACGCCGCCGCCAACGUCUUCCUCGACGGUUUUAUGGAAUAUCGCCGCAGCCAAGGUCUCCCGGGAACCACAAUCGACCUGACCGCCGUCCGAGAUGUAGGUUACCUUGCCGAGGUCGAUGGGAAGCGCCAACAAGAAGUCCUCAAGAACAUUGGAACAGACGGCAUGGCCGAAGCCGAAGUCCUGGCCCUAUUUGCCGCCGCCAUAACAGGUAACCUCUCACAAUCUUGCUCAGGCCAAUGCAUCACCGGUCUCAGCCUCAAGGAUAGUUUAGACCACUUCUGGGCGCAGGACGCCAAGUUCAGUGGUCUAUAUGAAGCCGCGAAGGAGAAUCACAGAAGCAGCACUGGGUGCGACGGACCGUCUUUGCCAUUGAAUGUGCAGCUCGCCAAUGCAGCCUCAAAGGAGGAGGCACUGGGCAUUUGUUACGAGGCGCUAGCGGCGAAGUUGGCGCAGGUGCUUGUUCUCUCGUUGGAUGAUAUGGAUCCAACCAUUACGGUCGCGUCUCUUGGCUUGGACUCGUUGGUUGCCAUUGAGAUUAGGAAUUGGAUUGCGCGUGAAGCGAAUGCCAAUGUGCAGGUUUUGGAACUGCUCUCGAGUGGUUCGUUGAUGGCUCUGGCGGAGAUCAUUCUCAGUAAAUCCUCGACUUGA
Penicillium maclennaniae is the source of this 1980-nucleotide messenger RNA. Its product is annotated as type I polyketide synthase. The coding region runs from base 1 to 1980 and encodes 659 amino acids. Gene Ontology annotation, biological process: secondary metabolite biosynthetic process; fatty acid biosynthetic process. Lineage: Eukaryota; Fungi; Ascomycota; Eurotiomycetes; Eurotiales; Aspergillaceae. The transcript is spliced from 2 exons. Gene Ontology annotation, molecular function: phosphopantetheine binding; oxidoreductase activity; fatty acid synthase activity. The record is from RefSeq and is a predicted model, not a curated record.